AUGCCAUCGAAAAUAAAAGAUUAUGAUCCGAUGUCCGAAGAUGGUUAUGAUAGUAAAAUUCCGUUGCAUAACGACGAAGCAUUUCAACAUGGUAUUCAAUUCAAUGCAAAAUUUAUCGGUUCACUGGAUGUUCCAAAACCCAGUAGUCGCGUGGAAAUUGUAGCAGCAAUGCGACGAAUUAGAUAUGAAUUCAAAGCCAAAAGUGUCAAAAAGCGUAAAGUGAAUUUGUCUGUGUCUGUUGAAGGAAUCAAAGUUUCAUUAUGGAAAAAUAAAAAAAAAUGUUCUUUGAUUGAUGAAAGUAAAUUAAUGAUAAUGCAUUAUCCAAUCUAUCGAGUAUUUUAUGUAUCUCAUGAUAGUCAAGAUUUGAAAAUAUUUAGUUUUAUUGCAAGAGAUAGUGCUAAUAAUGCAUUUCGAUGUAACGUAUUCAAAGCGUAUAAAAAAAAUCAAGCCAUGCGCAUAGUUCGAACAAUUGGUCAAGCAUUUGAAGUUUGUCACAAGUUGGCUAGUCAAACAAAACAAUCAUCGACGAACAGCAGUAGUAAUAGCAAUAACAACAAUGGAGUAACUACGCAAAAACAAUUUAUCUCAGCAAGACCAUCAUUAUGCGAUAAUAAUAAUAAAAAUAAUAACAAUAAUGAUAAUAAUGGUAAAUUGAAUAAACUUGAACGAGAAAAUUUAGCUCCAAAUAUGGAUCCAAUAGAAAAGGCUGAACGUUAUUUACAAAGUGUACAUAUUCCGUCAGUCGAUGUAAAUACACCAUUUAUUUCUGAAUCGUCGAAUGUUAGUUUAAAACAUCAUAUACAAUAUUUAAAUGAACAAUUGGAUCAUAUGCAUGAAGAAAGGGAAUUAGCUGUAACACAAGCAAAACUAAUUGAAGAACAAUUAAUGUUAGAACAAACAGCUAGAAUUGAUGCUCAAAAUAAAAACUCACAAUUACUAACACAAAAUCGGGCAUUACUGACUCAUAUCCAGGAAUUAAUUGUUUAUACACAUGAAUUAGAAAUGAAAUUGGACUAUACGACAAAUAAUGAACUAUUUGAUAGUUUGAAACUCUUUAAAUGUGCUCCUAUGCCAGCACUACUCGCACCUGCAAAACAUCAACGCCCAACCGAUUUAAUGAUACCAUUGUGUUCAUCACCAGACAUAUCUUCGACCGCAAAGGCAAUCGUACAACAACAAAGUGAUUCACCUGACAGCGGUCAUAAAGAAAUGUCAUCUGAAUCCAUAUCAGAAAACGCAGCUACAUUUAAUUGUCGAAUAGAAACCUUAGAUAACACGGCUACCUCAUCAUUAUGGGUUCAUCCGUCAAAAAAUGAUCAACAUAACGGUAUAAAAACAUUUUCAAUUCAUUCGACAAAAUCAUCAGAUAACAGCAACGGUACUUUUAUACCACAGAUAUCAGAAGAGAAGAGAAUUCCGUUUGAACAACACCAGACAUUAACGCAAUCUUACUCGCCGGUAUCAUCUUCUUCCUCUCGUUCGUCAUCAAAAAAAUAUUUUUAUCGAACAAAUAAUAAUAACAAUAAUAAUAAUAAUAAUAAUAAUAAUAAUAAUAGUCAUGACCCCCAUUAUUUCGAUCCAACACCUGAAAUAAAUAUUAACAAUAAUAAUACUAAUAGUAGUUCGAAAACAAAUAGUGGUUCACAUAUUCAUUAUUUAUACGAUUAUGUUCCGGAUUAUAUUAAUAGUCAAGAUUAUUCACAACAGAAACAAUUAAUUAAUCCAAAACAUAACAAUAAAACAUCAUCGUGUUCAUCAUCCUCGUGUUCACCUAUACUAACUCAAACAGCUAAUUUUAUGCCAGUAUCAACAACGAUGACAAAUUCGUGUUUUACUAACACAUGUUUUACAAGUAGUCCAUUACGAACAAUACAAGCUUCAGCGACAAAUGGAUUCAAAGAUUUCGAUCCACUGCAAUAG
Molecule: messenger RNA, 1920 nt
Organism: Didymodactylos carnosus
Lineage: Eukaryota; Metazoa; Rotifera; Eurotatoria; Philodinida; Philodinidae
Source: the annotation of a GenBank genome assembly